Messenger RNA from Rotaria socialis, 1014 nucleotides. Lineage: Eukaryota; Metazoa; Rotifera; Eurotatoria; Philodinida; Philodinidae. The record is from the annotation of a GenBank genome assembly.
AUGAAUCUAUAUAUUUAUCUAAUAUUUUUCUUGAGUCUAUUUGUUAUCAAUGUUGAUUCAUUAAUAAAUGGUCUUUAUUGUGGCAGUGAAAAUUGUUAUGAUUUGUUAAAUGUAACUCGAACAGCUAGUAGACAAGAGAUUGUUAAAGCCUAUCGUGCUUUAGCUAGAAAAUAUCAUCCUGAUAUGGCAAAAGUUGCUAGCGAUAAACAGCUAUAUACAGAAAAAUUUCGAGCAUUUGCAAAUGCUUACGAAAUUUUAAAAGAUGAAGAAACACGAACUGAUUACGAUCGAAUGCUAGAUAAUCCAGAUGAAUAUUAUUCGCAUUAUUAUCGUUAUUAUCGACAUCGAUAUGCACCAAAAGUUGACGUUCGAAUUGUUUUAUUUAUUCUCAUAUCUGUGAUUAGUGCAAUACAAUAUUACAGUCAACAUAGCAAUUAUUAUACGGCAGUUAACUAUCUGGUAACAGUCCCGAAAUAUCGUAUACAAGCACAAGAAAUAGCUCGACAACAAGGACUGCUAGGAAAUAAUAAUGGAGAGUCAGCGAAGAAAAAUCGUGGCCGAAAAGCAAUCAGUAAACAAGAAGAAGAAGCGAUUUUAAAGCGAAUUGUUGAACAAAAUCUUGAUAUUAAAGGUGGCUAUAAAAAACCAAGCAUUACACGUGUGCUGUGGUUGCAAUUAAUACUUUUUCCAUACUACAUAUUUUUAUCGUUGAAAUGGCAUGUUCGGUGGUUUUAUAAAUUUCAUAUCAAUAAACAUGAAUUAGGUGACGAUGAAAAAAUCCAUUUAAUCUGUCGAAAUUUAAAAAUUAAUCGUGAACAAUACGAAGCUUUGCCGGAAAAAGAACAACAUCAAAUAUGGGAAAGAGAAGUUUGGAUAAAAGAGAAUUUUCUCGAAUGGAAAACCGAAAAGGAAGAAGAACAAAAGAUAAAACUUAGUAAAUCUGGUCGCUAUAAAGCCUACCGUCGUUAUAUAAAAAGUGGUGGACCCGGACAAAUCACAUUUGAUGGCGAUUAA